AUGUACUGGACAAACAUGGGAUCAAGCUUCAAAUCCAACAGUGGUUCUAUCGAAAGGGCCAACUUGGAUGGAUCUGACAGGAGAGUUGUUGUUCCUGUGGGAACUUCAGGUGUCUUCACACCGAAACAAAUCACCAUCGCGAAGAGAAGCCAGAAGCUGUACUGGUGCGACAGAGAAGGCAUGAAAGUCAUGCGAGCAAAUCUCGAUGGUUCUGAGGUUGAGAUUCUUAUUUCGACAGGGAAUACCGAGGCAGAUAUGCUAGAUCAAUCAAGGUGGUGCGUCGGCAUUGCCGUGGAUGAGCAGCGAGGCCUCUUCUACUGGACUCAAAAAGGUCCAUCAAAGGGCAACCAGGGUCGUAUUCUUCGAGCGCCGAUCGAGCCAGCUUCGGGCGCCAGCGAUUUGGUCCGAGACAUUGAAAUGGUCUUUGAGAAGCUGCCGGAGCCGAUUGAUCUUGAACUCGACGAAGAGAUCAGUAUGCUGUACUGGACAGAUCGCGGAGAUCCCCCCACUGGCAAUUCUCUCAACCGAGCAAAUGUGGAACUGGGAGGAAAGAUUGAGAUUUUAGCGAUUCGCUUGCAUGAGACGAUCGGUUUGGCUUUGGAUAAGAACGCGAGCGUGGUCCCUGCCACCAAGAAACUGAAAGGCAGGGCUCGAAUGGAGGCUAAAAAGAAGUUGGCAAAGGCCGCUGCUGCCUCGGCUAGCUCAAAGCGAAAACACGUCAUUGCCAUCAAAGACUUCGUUCCGCUAGCCGAGCAUGUGGCCGACAAGGUCGCUUCUGCGGCUCUCGCAGUCCCGGAAUUCUUCUCAGCGGCACUAAACCGUGUUAUCGAAUCCCGUCGACGGUUUUCUGCUAUUCUGCAAAGAUUUCGAUCGUUCCAAGACGUUGCCGGGGAUUCCCAGCACGCUUAUUUUAUUUCGGUCCUCGAGAAAGUACGAGAGACUUUCAAGUCCCACAUUGGUUCGUUCGACACGUCGGGCUUGAGGAGCGCUCUACCUACGGAUGAUGUCAAAAACGAUGACAAGCACAACGCUAGGCUUCGGACAGGCAACAUGUUUGAAUCUCUGAGUGUUUACGAACCCUCUGAUGAGUUCUUAUCUGCUCCAGACGCAGUGUUACCCAGUCUCGACGAUGUUCAGUACGCGGCUGAGGAAGAAGACAUACAGACGGAAUCUCUUUUCAUUUUGUCGACGCUUCUGGCGGAUUUCUUCAAACUUCGUGAGGAAGUAUUCGGCCUUUGGCAACAAUAUCAGGCUGGAUCUAGAGAUCUUGCUGCCGUUGCGGUAGCUACAAACACUGCCAUCAAGCUUGCUCAUAGCAUGGAAGAUGAGGUUUCCACGCAGCUGAAGAGGCUUGGUGGGGUGGAAGAGCUUAUCCCGAUGGUAUUUGGGGGCGCAUGUGCAGCUCGGGGGCUGCAUCCUGAGGAUAAACGUCAAGCUACCGAUGACUACAACUACAGGUGCUACGCUGAGGCUAAUAUGUUCUUCUAUAACACUUUAUGCCUCCUGAACGCCUACAAGGGACAGGGUCUCUCUGACACGUGUCCUUCCUACAAUGGAAAGUUUGGCUGGUACAGAGACGAUCGCAAGGCUGAAGACGACCGGGAGCGCUGGCAAGAGGAUAAAGCGGCUCUGUUGGAGCUCUUUGCGGACAUGCAUGUCAUCGUCACGACGCUCAAGGGCAUUCAAGUUCAAGACGAGUUCGUCAAAGGUUUCAAGCAAAUGAUGCAGACGAAGAAAAUCCCCGAUGUCUGGCUUGCAUUUGGCGCACAGAUCUACCUAGACAUCCUCAAAUCCCUUGGUUCUGAAGUCCGUAGGGGCGAGGAAGAUUUGAAGAGGAUCACGAAUUCGAUUGGAGAUGUCGUCAGAGAGGCACCAGAGCUUAAGAGGAGUCGCCACUUCAAGGAGGCAAUUGAUGAUCUCCUGAUGUCGGUGGACCAGUGGGGCUCAGAUAAAGAUAUCUUCAACAUCAUACGGCAAGCACCAACCAGGCCAUCCAACUUCUUGAGUCACAAUCCGAUGUUCUGCGGUCUACACGUUCACGACAUAAGAACAGCAUUUCACCGGCUUGGUAUCGAGUUCGCAUCUAAGGGAAAUUUGAUGCAUGCUGUCCAGCUGUAUCAAGCGCUGCGGCAAGAAGGAAUCCUUGAGGAACAGGAGAAGAGAGCGGACCUUGGAUUCAUUAUGAAGAUCCAAGGGAACUCGGCAUUCUUUGUGGGAAAUCCUCCAACAUCUCUGGAGGCCUAUUCCAAAAACUUUGCACUCACCAAGGGAAUCUCAGCGACGCAUUGGUUACCAAAUCACAGCACUAAGAACAAAAAGAUUCCGAUGUCUCGGGCUGGUAUCAGAACCAUCAACUACCAGGCUAGGGCAUCUAUGGCCUUUGCUCAAACGUUCAUAGUUGACUCGGAUUCAAGAGGGCUCAAUGUCGAAGUGGUUGAUCUCAUUCUCGACAGCAGUGGAUGGUACAAGAAACAUGAUUCCGACGGAAUUCGAGAACUUGAGUCCGCAAGCACGAAUGAUGAAAAAGACUCGAUCAAGAACAAGAGAAAGGUGCUGGAUAAUUCAAUUUAG
Colletotrichum chrysophilum is the source of this 2571-nucleotide messenger RNA. RefSeq lists its product as uncharacterized. The record is from RefSeq and is a predicted model, not a curated record. Lineage: Eukaryota; Fungi; Ascomycota; Sordariomycetes; Glomerellales; Glomerellaceae. The coding region runs from base 1 to 2571 and encodes 856 amino acids. The transcript has 2 exons.